Dictyostelium discoideum AX4 is the source of this 246-nucleotide messenger RNA. RefSeq lists its product as hypothetical. NCBI's taxonomy places the organism in Eukaryota, Evosea, Eumycetozoa, Dictyosteliales, Dictyosteliaceae. The record is from RefSeq and is a predicted model, not a curated record. The transcript has a single exon. The coding region runs from base 1 to 246 and encodes 81 amino acids.
AUGUCUUUAACAAAAAAAAUCAAAAAUGAAAAAUCAUUAAAACAAGAAAAACAAACUGAUCAAUUAAAAUCAAACCUUCGAAAUAAUAAUAAUAAUAUUAAUAAUAAAUCGAAACCAAAAGAUCAAAACUUAAAUACAUUACAUUAUAUUAAAACUCACUUAAAAGAAGAAUUAUUUUUCAUAUUUUGUGUUGGUGGAAUUUAUAUAUUUUAUUUACUAUAUGGUUUAGUUCAAGAACAAUUGUAA